Pseudomassariella vexata is the source of this 972-nucleotide messenger RNA. Its product is annotated as ferritin-like domain-containing protein. The coding region runs from base 1 to 972 and encodes 323 amino acids. The record is from RefSeq and is a predicted model, not a curated record. Lineage: Eukaryota; Fungi; Ascomycota; Sordariomycetes; Amphisphaeriales; Pseudomassariaceae. The transcript is spliced from 2 exons.
AUGCCUUCCAUCAUGAAGACCAUCGGUGUUGUGGCCGCACUGGCGGCCGUUACGUGUGCUGCGCCGGCUCAGCCAAGAUUCACCAAGAGACAAGAAGAAAUCUACAGCCUCGCAAGACGACAGACCGCCGCCGAACAGGCACUUGGGCUCACAGACGUUGACGUGCUUCAAUUUGCCCUUACCCUAGAAUGGCUCGAGGCAACCUUCUACCAGCAGGGAUUCGCCAUGUUCCCCGAUGACCAGUUUACCGCUCUCGGCCUGAACGCGCAACAGGUCACAGAUCUGAAGUCGGUCGGCCAGACUGAACAGGCGCAUGUCCAGUUCCUCCAGAGCGCCAUUGCACAAGCUGGCGUCCAGCCCGUCCAGCCCUGCCAGUACAACUUCGGCUUCACGGAUGCCAAGGGCAUGGUUGGCACCGCCGCCGUGCUCGAGAACGUUGGUGUCUCGGCCUAUCUGGGUGCUGCCCCCAUCCUGUCCGAUGCCAAGAUCCUGGCCGCCGCUGGAUCCAUCCUGACCAUCGAGUCUCGCCACCAGUCCUUCAUCCGCGUCGCUUCCGGAGUCGCGGCUGUCCCCUCGCCCUUCGACACCCCGCUGGGCCCCAAGGCUGUCUUCUCCCUGGCCGCUCCGUUCAUCACCUCGUGCCCAGCCGGGUCCAACUUGGCCCUGACGGCUUUCCCCACCUUGACCAUGAGCUCGCCUGCCGCCGGAUCACCUGAAGCCGCCGCCCUUACUGCUGGCACCAACCUGGUACUCGCCAGCGACGCCGCCGCCGGGGCCACCUUCUGUGGUUUCACCAACGCUGGCCAGGUCGGCGGCACCGCAUUCACCCCCUUCACCGCCGCCGGUGGAUGUGCUGUUCCCCAGAACCUCGCCGGUAUCACCUACCUGACCCUCACAAGCGCCGGUCCCGCCGAUGGUGUCAUCACCGACGCAAUCACUCUCGCCGGUCCCAUGGUCCUCCAGAUCUCUUGA